This is a messenger RNA of Malaclemys terrapin pileata, 636 nucleotides long. Its product is annotated as unique GC organizer UGO-like. Lineage: Eukaryota; Metazoa; Chordata; Testudines; Emydidae. The coding region runs from base 89 to 580 and encodes 163 amino acids. The record is from RefSeq and is a predicted model, not a curated record. The transcript is spliced from 2 exons.
CAUUCUCCCCAACAGCCAGGAUCUUUUUCUCACCCUGACUGAAGUACCCUCCCAAGCCUUCCAAGCCAGUACCCAAGACUCUGACCCCAUGGAAGGGACCUCAGCAGCUGCAAAUUCCUCAAGCCUCCCCCCUCCAUCCCGAAGGUUAUCACAGAUAAGGCGUCGUAAGAAGAAAACGCGAGACGAGAUGUUUUCUGAAAUUAUGGAAUCCAGCCGCAGUGACAGAGCUCAUGUGAAUGAGUGGAAGGAAACAGUUUCAAACUAUAGGAAAGAAGUCAGUGAACGUGAGGAGAGGAGGGACCAACGUGAGGAGAGGAGAGACGCUCGAGAUGAGAGGUGGCGGCAGGAAGACCAGAGGACGAAGGAUGCAACGCUGGGGCUGCUCCGGCGUCUGGUGGAGGUUCAGGAACGGCUGCUGGAAAACAGACUGCCGCUUCAGCCCCUGUUCCACCCUCCCCCCUCCCCAUGUUCCGUAUCCUCCUCACCCAGAUGUGUAAGAACUCGGGGGGGGGGCAGGCUCCGUACACCUUCCCAUUCCACCCCAGUAGACAGCCCAAGCAAAAGGCUGUCAUUUUUUUAAGCUUUUCUUUGUGGCUUUUUCCUUCCCAGCAAUCCUCCUCCCAAAUACCACCCGGG